CCCGCUAGCCCGGGCCUCGGGCGAGUCCUCGCCGCCCCCCCCCUCGGCGGGGAGCGCUGGGGGCCCUGGCUGCCUGUCCCGAGGGCACUCCCGUCACGCCGCUGUCCCCACACAGAUAACAAAAAGAGGACCUCGCUCUGCCGGGCCUCGCUGUCGGAGUCCUUCCCGCCGCCUCCCUCCUCACGCCCCCCGAGUGCGCGACCCCCCCCCAGGCCUCCGGGGCCCCUGUCCUGCGCGCCCUCUGCUCCCACGCUCAGAUCGCGCCGCCCGGAGGGCCGAGCGCCCCUGUCCUCCAAAAUGGGAGCUCGUUCCUCGGCCCGCCUCCCCGCGCGUCCCCCUGUCCGAGGGGAAGGAGUUGAGCGCCCACACCUCCUGCGAAACGCGGGUUGGAGGGGGUGUGUCUGAGCCGGGAGCUGCAAGGUUGGGUGUACUUGGUGCCCGGGAGGGUCGCGGUGUGGCUCCAGAGCUGCCCGGGGCCAGUGUUGGGGCCGGGCCACUUUUCCUCAAAGACACAGCACAGGCCCGAAAAAGAAAAGAAAAGAAAAAAAGCCCACUCCAAACCUAGUAGUAGCUGGAAGAGUGCGGGGUAUUUCUUACAAACUAGGUAAAGUUUUCCUUCUCUGUGCCUUCGAUCAGAUAUUUUUAUGACAGUCAUGGAUGCAAAUCUGUUGUCGGGAACCUUCGGAUUUUCUGCAUAACCAGCCCCACAGAUACUGUGUUGUGCGAAGUAAAGAUUAGAACGCAGUGCCGCCUUUAUGUGUGCAUGCCGUAUGGCAUCAUUCCUCAAGUAAAAAUUAUGUUUUCAUUCCUGAUAUGUCUGCAUGAAGCUGGAGGGGUGUGACUUCUGCCCAUUUUUUUCGGGGAGGAGAGACGAAACUAAAUAAAAGGCCCAUUUUCCAGACCUGUGAUCAGAGAAGUAGAUCUGUGGAAUUCGAGUGACAAGGUGUCAGGGCAGAAUUAUAUCAGGAAAGUUAACCACAAAUGGAAGACCACACGAUUUGUAUUUUGAAGCCAGUGUCAUGGCCUAAUUCAGAAGUAGCAGUAAAACUUGAUACAAAAUGAUGAUGAUAAUAAUAAUAAUAGUGUAGCACCUUGACUUUUACAGUAGCCAUUUCUGAGAAGCAGGAAGGAGUUUAUGUGAUUUUUUAAAAAAUUCUUGCAUCUUACAGGAGAAGGUAGGCAGAAGUUACUUCUGGCACUUAAAGGACAGAACCAAAGCACAGGAUUGAUGUGAGAUAUGCUUAAAGCCAAGUGCAUAUAAGUCUUUUAACUUUGGUUCCAGUGCUCUU
Molecule: messenger RNA, 1289 nt
Organism: Chinchilla lanigera (long-tailed chinchilla)
Lineage: Eukaryota; Metazoa; Chordata; Mammalia; Rodentia; Chinchillidae
Product: vegetative cell wall protein gp1-like
Source: RefSeq, a predicted model, not a curated record